GGCUGUGUUUCCCAAAAGCAGCGUAAGCCUACGUUGAUCGUAGCUCCAUUGGAAACUGGGCGGUCAAGUUACAUUUUAAGGAUUUGUAUUGAGUACUACAUUGAUAUCCAAGAAUGACAGAUAUUGCUUUAUAUUAGGAGGGGAUAUUUGUAAAGUAAUAUAAAAAGGUUGCACAAUAAGUUGCAUUUUUGCAAUGAUGGGUCAAAACAGUUUGUUUGAUUCUUUGUGAAAUAAUUCUAAAUAUUUCUGCAAAUACAAUGACUUUCGUAAUUACAAAUCAGUAAAACAGAGAUCAAGUCUUCGAUUUAAAUAUCAAUGACAUGAUAUUUUUAUAGGAACUAUCGAUCUUUGGUGAUAUUUUCCGCCCGGACAAUAAUAACAGAAGAACAAAGAUGGCGACGUCCUUGCUUAGGUUAGGUCGACUUGGGUCUCCUAAGUGUCUCCUGCGUGAAAUCUGGGGCACACAGAAGAAGAGCCCGUUUGUUGCAGCAUUGUGCACUAAAGCGGACGCCCCUCCCAAAACAGUAAAGAAGCCAAAGGCUACAACUAAGACCAAAGAGGCCGACGAGAGAGCCUCUCUUCUAGCCUACAAGCCUGCAGUUGCCUUCCCUUCUAAGCUGUCUGCCACUGGAUUUCUUCCCAAAGACAUGGCUUUAGAUGAGUCUGAUUCUACUGCAAAAGUUGUGAUAACUGAGACGGUGGUGGCCACAUCUGACACAACAGAACAGCAACUUCUGACAUCCCAGUCUAUUACUGAAGCCAAAGAACAUUUCACUAAGGAAACAGAAGUUUCUGAAGCUAUUUCUACAGGCAAUGUUGAGAUCACUGAAGGCCACCCUGCUUAUAAGGUCUGUGCAGCAAGUAACGAAAGUAAGGCCUCUGAUGUUAAGGCAGAAGUACAGCAAGAUCAGGAGGAUACUUCUUCCUCAUCCUCAUCCUCAAGUGAUUCUGAGUCUGACUCUGAUUCUGAUGAUGAGAAACCAAAGAUUGAAACGGUGGUCAAAUCUGAAGUUAAAGCAGCAGAGGAAGUUCUCACAAGUAAACGAGUACAUGUUGCAGAAAAUUUUGUAGAGUCUGAAUCAGUUAUUGCACCUAGUGGCUCAUUGGAAGAAGAAUCCAAAAAAUAUGCUCAAGCUAAGGAAAAACCUGAAGGAGUGCCUACCACAAGCACUGAAACAGUUGGCUCGGUGGAGACCCUUAUUGACACUGCCCCUGUAAUAUCCUCCUCCAUGAUGGAAACAAUUCCUGAAGUUAGCGCAGAAUCCAUCGAUGUCUCCCCAGAUGAGAUGGUGGACAGUGCUGCAGAAGUAAGAACAGCUCCUACUGAAAAUAUUGUUGAAAAUGAAUCAGAAACCAAAGCUAAGGUUGCGGAUGAAGAGGAACAACAGCCUGCUAGUGUCAAUACUUUUCCUAAAGUCAUUCCAGAGGUUACCGUAGUAUGCAGACUUCAAGAAGUAGACAAUAUAACUGUUGAAUCUAGAGUAGCUGCAAAGUGUUCUGGAGAAGAUGUUUCUGAGUCUGUUAAAGACAUUGUGACUAAACAUGAACGUGAGGCUGCAUCAGAGAUGGUGGCUAAAGAUAUUAAUGCAACAGAUGUUGAGACGGCCUUUUCAGAAGAUCUUAAAGAUCCUGCACCUCUGGCUGCUGAUGCUGUGGCUGCUCAGUCCCUGUCUGAGACCGAAGCUAUGGAAGCACCUGAGGAACAAGCAUUGGAGAAAGCGGCAGAGCCAGAGCCUGAACCCUUUGAUAACACAACAUACAAGAACCUGCAGCACCACGACUACAACAUGUACACCUUUGCUGAUAUGGAUGUAGAGAUGGCUAAACAUCGUCUGUCCCAGCCUUCCUCAGGCAGACCCUCACCCAUGCAUUGAGCCACUCUCUUGCUAUCUUGAUCCACAAUCUUGUUUCUUGCUUGUGUUUCUUUAUUCUUUAGAUAGCAUAUUGACAAAUCCUAAACUUUAUGCCAGAAUUCUUUAAUUAAAAUAUAUGAUUUAACUUCA
This is a messenger RNA of Triplophysa dalaica, 2003 nucleotides long. It is a transcript of the gene ndufv3, whose product is annotated as NADH:ubiquinone oxidoreductase subunit V3. The record is from RefSeq and is a predicted model, not a curated record. NCBI's taxonomy places the organism in Eukaryota, Metazoa, Chordata, Actinopteri, Cypriniformes, Nemacheilidae. Gene Ontology annotation, biological process: mitochondrial ATP synthesis coupled electron transport. Gene Ontology annotation, cellular component: mitochondrion. Bases 393 to 1874 code for a protein of 493 amino acids. The transcript is spliced from 4 exons.